AUGAGUCAAAAUCAUCCUCAGACUUCUGAGUCAUCUACCCCUGGAAGCAAUAUAUCAAAGAGACCCGACAACCCUCAACAACAGAGUAGGAAAGUACCAAACAGACCAAAAGAAAUGUCGUCUCAAGCAGCGGCGCCCAAACACCAGGCACCCAAAGAAUUACCAGAUUUCAUCCAGGAAAGAAAUGUUCUGUUUGAUCAACUGAAGAGAGAACAUGAUGAAGCCUUGGCCAGUAAGGAGAAACCAACAAUUGAGAUCAAUCUCACAUCAGCACCUGGUCAACAGACCGUCAUCGAAGGCAAAGCCUGGGAGACCACACCAGGUCAUUUAUUGAAGAACGUCCCCAAGGAUCGAGCCGGUCAAAUCGUUGUAGCCAAGGUCGACGGUGAAUUAUGGGACCUUGACCGACCACUUGAGAAGAGCAGCAAAGUGGUCUACCUCACCUUUGAUGACCCAGAAGGACGAGAUGUAUUCUGGCAUUCCUCAGCUCACGUUCUAGGUGAAUGUGCCGAACAUGAAUAUGGCUGUCGUCUAUCUCACGGUCCCCCAACAGCCAUGGGCUUCUUCUACGACAUGGCCCUUCCACCCGGACAAGCCGUACGCGAAGGUGAAUGGCCAUCCCUCGAGACUCGAGCUAAGAAAUUCGCCAAAGAGAAACAAGCAUUCGAACGCCUCGAGGUCUCCAAGGAGAAUCUACGAAAACUGUUUGGUUACAGUAAAUACAAAAUGCACUACAUCGAGAAAUUCGUUCCAGACGGCGAGUCCUCUACAGUCUACCGCAACGGCACACUCGUCGAUCUAUGUCAAGGCCCCCACAUCCAAAACACACGCAAGAUCGAAGCCUUCAAGAUUAUGAAGAACAGCUCCGCCUAUUUCCUCGGCGACCAGAACAACGACAGUCUCCAGCGCAUCCACGGCGUGGCAUUCCCCAACAAACAACAGCUGAAAGACUGGGAGCACUUCCUCGAAGAAGCCAAGAAGCGCGAUCAUCAAGUCAUCGGCCAGCAACAGAAGCUCUUCAUGUUCAGCAAACUCUCCCCCGGAUCACCCUUCCUUCUCCCCCACGGCGUCCGCAUCUUCAACGCCCUCCAAGCCAUGCUGCGCGAACAAUACUGGGACCGAGGCUACCAGGAAGUCCAGACCCCCAAUAUGUACGACGUCGAACUCUGGAAGACCUCCGGCCACUGGCAGCACUACCAAGACGACAUGUUCCGAGUGCAAAUCAAAGAAGACGCCUCGGACCCAAUUCCUCUCGCAGACAAAGCCCCCGACGGCAAGCCCCUUCCCGCGGGCGAACCAAAAGACAAAGACAAGGGUGUUUUUGCGCUGAAACCCAUGAACUGCCCUGGCCACUGCCUGAUGUUUCGCGAUGAAGAACGCUCGUACCGCGAACUCCCCUGGCGAGUUGCCGACUUCGGCGUCCUACAUCGCAACGAAGCAUCCGGCGCACUGUCAGGCCUCACCCGCGUACGCAAGUUCCAACAGGACGACACACACAUAUUCUGCACCAACGAACAGGUCCAAGAGGAAAUCGAGGCCUUGUUCGACUUCAUGAAACACGUCUACGGCCUGUUCGGCUUCCCCUUCAAAUUCAAGCUCUCCACCCGGCCCGAGGGCUACAUGGGCACAAAGGAGGAGUGGGACUCGGCGGAGUCGCGCCUCAAGCAGGCAUUGCAGAACUUCCGCGGGGACGACUGGGAGCUCAACGAGGGUGACGGCGCGUUCUACGGCCCCAAGAUCGACAUCACCAUCCAGGACGCCCUGAUGCGCGAGUACCAGUGCGCGACCAUCCAGCUGGACUUCCAGGGCCCGCAGAACUUCAAGCUCGAGUACCGCACCGGCGAGGGUGGCGACACCGCGGCCGCGAAGCAAGACGGCGAAGCCGCAGCUCCACGCGACCCUAAGGCGCCUGCUCACGGCAUGGCCCGCCCAGUCAUGAUCCACCGCGCGAUCGUCGGCUCGUUCGAGCGCUUCAUCGCCAUUCUCUGCGAGCACUUCGCGGGCAAAUGGCCGUUCUGGCUGUCCCCCCGCCAGGUCUUGGUGAUUCCCGUCAUGAAGGGUGCAGAGGACUACGUGCGCGAGAUCCAGGGCAUUUUCCACAAGGCGAGACUCUACGUCGACAUCGAUGUCAGUGGGAAUACGCUGCAGAAGAAGAUCCGCAGCGGGCAGUUGGCCCAGUAUAACUUCAUCUUUGUUGUCGGCGCCAAAGAACAAGAGACUCGCACCGUCAAUAUCCGCAACCGCGAUGAUCCCGCCACACAGAAAAUGGGUGAGUUGAUUCCGCUGCGCACUGCGUUAGAGCGACUCGUGGAACUGCGGGAUGAACGUCGGAUGGAGAGUAGAAUCAACAUGCAUGAGUAG
Molecule: messenger RNA, 2361 nt
Organism: Exophiala bonariae
Lineage: Eukaryota; Fungi; Ascomycota; Eurotiomycetes; Chaetothyriales; Herpotrichiellaceae
Exons: 2
Coding region: 1-2361 (786 amino acids)
Biological process (GO): threonyl-tRNA aminoacylation
Cellular component (GO): cytoplasm
Molecular function (GO): threonine-tRNA ligase activity; ATP binding
Source: RefSeq, a predicted model, not a curated record